CCUCUUAUGUGUGUGCGUGCGUGCACAGUUCGUGCAAGUUGGGAGGAGACGCUUGCCAAUGGCUGGAGCCACAUGAUCGAGCCAGCGAUUCUGAUUCCGUUGGCCUGCCUAUAAAUACCCCGAGGAGCGAGCACUGCAGAUGCCAAGGCAGAGGCCAAGGUUUCUUCUCUGCUAGCUAACUAGUGGGCUGCUUGGGUGGGGAGCCCGGGCCGGCAGAUAUCCUGUCUGAAACCCUUAGGGACAGGGACUUCGAAUUCUUGGAGGCAAUGGCGUCCUCGUUGCUCCACUGCUCCGACAAGCUGCCGUUCAUGAACGUGGAGACCGUCCUCCACAUGAAGGAAGGCCUCGGCGAGACCAGCUACGCGCAGAACUCGUCGCUUCAGAGGAGGGGCAUGGACACGCUGAAGAGCCUCAUCACCAACUCGGCGGCGGACGUGUACCUGUCGCAGAUGCCGGAGAGGUUCGCCGUCGCCGACCUCGGGUGCUCGUCGGGGCCGAACGCGCUGUGCCUGGCGGAGGACAUCAUCGGGAGCAUCGGCCGCAUCUGCUGCCGGUCGUCGCGGCCGCCGCCGGAGUUCUCGGUGCUCCUCAACGACCUCCCGACCAACGACUUCAACACCAUCUUCUUCAGCCUGCCGGAGUUCACCGACCGUCUCAAGGCCGCCGCCAAGUCCGACGAGUGGGGCCGCCCCAUGGUGUUCCUCUCCGGCGUCCCGGGCUCCUUCUACGGCAGGCUCUUCCCGGCCAAGAGCGUUCACUUCGUCUGCUCCUGCUCCAGCCUGCACUGGCUCUCCCAGGUUCCUUCUGGGCUUCUUGACGAGAUGAACAGGCCGAUCAACAAGGGAAAGAUGUACAUAUCAAGCACGAGCCCCCUGGCCGUGCCAGUGGCCUACCUGAGGCAGUUUCAGAGAGACUUCAGCCUGUUCCUCAAGUCGCGCGCGGCGGAGGUCUUCUCCGGCGGCCGGAUGGUCCUCGCCAUGCUCGGCAGGCAGGCCGACGGCUAUAUCGACAGGCGUACCACCUUCCUCUGGGAGCUCCUCUCGGAGUCGUUCGCCUCCCUGGUCGCACAGGGGCUGGUCGAGGAGGACAAGGUGGACGCGUACAACGUGCCGUUCUACGCGCCGUCGAUAGGGGAGAUCGAGGAGGAGGUGAGGCGGGAGGGAUCGUUCAGGAUGGACUACGUGCAGACGUACGAGAUCAACCUGAGCAGCAGCGGCGACGCGAGGAGGGACGGCAGGACGGUGUCGAUGGCGAUCAGGGCCAUCCAGGAGUCCAUGCUCAGCCACCACUUCGGCCCGGAGAUCGUCGACGCGCUCUUCGCCAAGUACACCGAGCUCGUCACCGCGUCCAUGGAGAGGGAGGAGGUGAAGAGCGUCCAGAUUGGGGUCGUCCUCACCAGGUUGUGACACAAACCACAAAGCUGUGACGACUGACCAGAGCGAUUUGUACCAGUUUAUAGUUUGACCCCAUGUUUCUGAAUUCUAAUGUGUGACCAUGUGGUGUUUAGUUGUUGUAUUGAGUAACUGAUGAUAUUAACAAAUUCCAUGUGUACUUAACUGGUAGGAUGGAAAGAAAUUAAUGGAAAGUGGAUUAACAAGUGUGUUGAAA
This is a messenger RNA of Oryza sativa Japonica Group (Japanese rice), 1608 nucleotides long. RefSeq names its product probable methyltransferase TCM_000336. Lineage: Eukaryota; Viridiplantae; Streptophyta; Magnoliopsida; Poales; Poaceae. The record is from RefSeq and is a predicted model, not a curated record. Gene Ontology annotation, biological process: methylation. Gene Ontology annotation, molecular function: S-adenosylmethionine-dependent methyltransferase activity.